This is a messenger RNA of Durusdinium trenchii, 843 nucleotides long. NCBI's taxonomy places the organism in Eukaryota, Dinophyceae, Suessiales, Symbiodiniaceae. The record is from the annotation of a GenBank genome assembly.
GCUCAGAAGCAGGGUGAGGAUGUGUUGAACAUUGCUGCUCCAAAGCUCCUUGGGAAGGAGUGCAGUGAAGACCCGACCCUGGAUGUGAUUCGCAGUCGACUUACACUUGUCAGCCUUGCAUUGAACUCAUCGACCGAAAAGGAUGGUGAGAUAGCAAGCAAACGGCUGCGUGCUUUGGCAAUGGAAGACAAGUACCUGAAGGAUUGCGAGUCCACUCUUUUUGCUGAGUCAGAUGCAGUGAUGACUCUAGGAAGCCUGCGAGGAGAAAGGGCUGUCAAAAUGGAUUUGCUUCCUACUGCGGACCACGUGCUGAAAAUGGCAGAGAAGCACCGCACAUCAAUCGCAAUUCUCAAGAAGCUGGCUGAGUGCUUGAGCAAGGAAUCCGAGACUUGGCAAUCUCAAGUCAAAGCUUUGCUCAAAGCAAAGCAAGACGAAGAGACUGCUCAGACCAAGGCAGCUCAAAAGGCAGAGUCGGCUAGAGCCAAAGAGAUUGCAAAGCAAAGAAUUAGAGAACAAAAGAAGCAAGAACGGGAACAGCAGCAAGAGCAGGCAAAGGCUGCCGCUGCCACAGAAGCACAACCAGGACCAGAGCCAUUGUUGAAUGAGCCAAAAAAGCGAAGAAGGACAGGAGGCAUUGCAGAGCUAUCAGAAGAUGACCCUACGAUCCUAAAGGAGAUGACCAAGUUCAGUGGAGGAUCAUUGGUCUUUGCCAAUGACCUACAUGAUUUUGGGCGCCGGGUCUGUCUUCACCCAGAGAUUGCAUGUGGAGUCAGGUUGAAGAGCACUCCGGUGAGGAAAGUCUUGGCGGCUUUGGCUCAGUUGGUUGGUGGGUGGCGGCGGCGG